Molecule: messenger RNA, 2199 nt
Organism: Erigeron canadensis
Lineage: Eukaryota; Viridiplantae; Streptophyta; Magnoliopsida; Asterales; Asteraceae
Product: ALBINO3-like protein 2, chloroplastic
Exons: 15
Coding region: 68-1852 (594 amino acids)
Biological process (GO): mitochondrial respiratory chain complex IV assembly; protein insertion into mitochondrial inner membrane from matrix
Cellular component (GO): mitochondrial inner membrane
Molecular function (GO): protein binding; membrane insertase activity
Source: RefSeq, a predicted model, not a curated record
CAAAUCCCUUUGGGUCGCCUCCAUUCCUUUUCCAUUAAUUCAACAAGCACAAUAAUCAGCACCCAUUAUGGCAUUAAUAAUCAUGAGGAGGAGAAAACAUCAUCAGCUGCCGCACCAGCUUUCACUUCUUCUUCUUCAACAUCAUCACACUCCUCCCCCUCCUCUUCCUCACCGACUUAUUUCUUCAAUUCAUUCAUUAUCAUCACAUCAUCAUCAAAAUAAUACCAAUAAACCUCAUUCUGUAUCAUCCUUAUAUCAAUAUCAUCAUCAUUAUAAUUCUUUCCGAUAUUUGAAUCAUAGUUAUAAUUAUUAUAGGUCAUUUUCAACCAAUAGAGAUGAAAAACCUAUUUCUCAUAAUGAUGAUUCUACUAGUACUUCCUCUCCUGAGUCUGAAAUGGAUGGUUUUUUUCAUGAUUACAAUGACAAUUUCGAUUAUCACGACAUUGCUAGUGAUGUCGCCGCGCUUCCGGUUUCCGGUGAUGACGUCAUGCUUCCUAUACAAUGUCUUGUUUGGUUCCUUGAUAAAGUUCAUUACUUUACUGCCUUGCCUUGGUGGGCGGUUAUUGUUGUCUCCACGCUAGCUCUGAGAGUUGCUAUACUUCCCGUGCUUCUUGCGCAACUACAAAAUUUGAAAAAGACUGCUAUGUUGGCACCUCAAUUGCCUCCACCUAUACCACCACCUUUCUCGGGAAAAAGUUGGAUAGAGCAGUACAAACGCUUUCGGGAAAAAAGGAUAGAAAUUGGAUGCCCUUCAUUUUUAUGGAUGUUAGCGUAUCCAUCUAUUCAGAUUCCUUUCUUAUUUUUGGGGACAUUAAGUGUCCGACAAAUGGCGCUGAAUCAUCAUGCUGGAUUCGAAACUGUAAGGCGAAAAUAUUCAGGCGGUACUCUCUGGUUCCAGAAUCUGACUGAAAUGUCGCAUGGUGCUUCAGGUUUUAUUUUCCCAUUGUUGUUAGCUUCACUACAUCUAAUUAAUGUUCGGGUAUCAUUUGAGAAGUCUUCUUUGGCGAAGCUCCCAAAUGUUAUUGGCAAAUUAGCUAAGUAUUACCGGAUCUAUUUGCACUGUCUCACAAUCCCUAUGUUUUUUGUUGGAUUUUAUCUUCCUCAGGGAAGUUUGCUAUACUGGGCCGCAAAUAGCUCCUUAACCCUUGUUCAGCAAUUGGCUAUGAAGCAUCCACUUGUUCGGGAGAAGUUAGGAUUACCUGACAAGUUAGUACCUGCGGAUACUGAAAAAACUCAUGAAAUGGAUGGUCUAGAAGCCACAUUCAUAGUGCCUGCGGGUAAAAAAGCUAUCCAUGAACUAUCACAACUAGAACUCUAUAACCUUUCUAUCACACACCUAUCAAAGGGCAGAAACGAUAAAGCAGUUCCACUUCUUAGACUGAUACUUGAAAGGGAUCCUGAAUAUGUUAGAGCAUUGCUUGUUAUGGGGCAAAUAUUGAUGAAGGAUGGAAAAUUAGCUGAGGCUAUUGAAUAUUUCGAGCGUGCAAUCUCUAAACUUCUUGUGGCAGGCUAUCCAAAAGACAUUGAGGAGAUAGAUUAUUUGAUACUAUCAUCUACAUGGUCAUGUGUGGCCCUUGCAAAGCAGGGAAAAGUUGCAGAAGGAAUUGUCCACCUAGAAAAAAUAGCAAAUAUGAAAGCGCCAGAGGACUCGAAAAUCAAAACCCAUUAUUGUGAUGCCUUGUUUAUGCUUUCAAGUUCUUUAGCAAGCUUAGGGCGUGAUGUUGAGGCUGCAAAAUACUUGCGCAUCUUAACUACUUAUGAUCCAGCUUAUGGCCAAUAUUUGAAGGAUAUUGAAGGUGAAGAUAGCAAUUUUGCAAAUGAUCUUGAGAAUAGCAGAAGAAAAGAUUACUAAGCACAUUUUACCAAAUACAUUCGAUCUAUAUAGAUAGCGCAACUGACUUAAUUGUAAUAUAUUUAUAUAUCAAACUCAAAUCCUUGAUUGCUGCUGGUUUGGCGCCGGACAGGGUAAUGUAUCAAGACAAAUUUAGAGGUUCAUUAUAUAUAAGUUGAUCAAAUAUGUGUAUUUUUUGCCAUCCACAACAACGAAGGAAAAAGAAAGUAACGGGUAUACAUUUUUUGCUAGAUCGGCAUCGUUUGCUUACGAGAGCUGGUAACUGUAAUAAAUUAGAAACCUUAAUUUUUCAAAAUAGUGCUUGUGAGAUUGUCACAUGAAGAAGAUGCAAUUUAGAUUCUCCUGAA